Messenger RNA from Moneuplotes crassus, 954 nucleotides. The record is from the annotation of a GenBank genome assembly. NCBI's taxonomy places the organism in Eukaryota, Ciliophora, Spirotrichea, Euplotida, Euplotidae.
UGAAAAGAUGGAUGAUAUAGAUACCUACAUUGAGACUAUCAAGGAAGGAGGAAUUCUUGAAGAGAACGAAGUGAAAGCCUUAUGAGAUAAAUCAAAGGAAAUCCUCAUGGAUGAGAACAACAUCAUUCAGGUUAGUGCUCCCUGUAAUAUAGUUGGAGAUCUUCAUGGGCAGCUUCAUGAUCUCCUGGAAUUAUUCAGGAUUAAUGGGGAGCCUCCUGAUGCUAACUAUGUUUUCCUUGGAGACUAUGUAGAUCGAGGCUACAAUUCAGUUGAGACGAUCCAGUUGUUACUCUGUUUGAAAGUAAAAUUUCCAAGAAGGAUUGUGCUUAUUCGAGGAAAUCAUGAGACAAGACAAGUCACGAGUGUAUAUGGCUUCUAUGAUGAAGUCGUUAGAAAAUAUGGAAAUGCCAACUGAUGGAAAUUAAUCACAGAAGUAUUCGAUUGCAUGAGCAUUGCUGCUAUCAUUAACGAUGAAGUUUUGUGAGUCCAUGGCGGCCUUUCGCCUGAAGUCGAGACUUUUGAUCAAAUCGAGAUGAUUGAUAGAUUUCAAGAAAUUCCUUCCAGUGGGUCAUAUUGAGACUUAACAUGGUCAGACCCAACAGAUGAAACAGAUUCCUGGGGCAUUUCUCCCAGGGGAGCAGGAUAUUUAUUCGGAAAAUCAGCCACUAGUAGAUUUUGAUACGUAAAUAGAAUAGGGUUUAUAUGCAGAGCCCAUCAAUUAGUACUUGAGGGAUAUCAAUAUUGGCAUGAUAACCAGAUAAUGACAGUCUGGUCAGCUCCAAACUAUUGAUACAGGUGAGGGAAUCAGGCUAUCUGUCUCAACUUUGAUGAAGAUCUUCGAAAGACCAUAAACAUUUUUGAUGCAGCUCCUGAAAACAAAAGAGCUGUUCCCACAGAGAGUUUGAUUCCGUAUUUCCUCUAGCUUAUUAAAAAUAGUGACUUAUUUUUCAAUUC